AUGUCUACACCAAGCAAUGUUCAUUAUGAUAAAUCUCAACAGAAUAAUAUGCUUCGUUCAAGAAGUCAACCGAUCUCGGAAUAUCGUUAUGGUGCUAUUCCACCAUCAACUCCAAUGGGAGGACAACCAAUGAAAAAUUAUUUUGAAAAUCUUCUUUAUCUAACACCACAUCGUUUUAUAUCACCACCACAUACACUGGUAAGUCGAACAAAACUAUCAUCAAAUUCGAGUACAACUGCUCCAAGUGAUCGUUCUUCACAUGGCAAAGUUGGACAUCAAUCAGUUGUUUCGAGUUUAAGUUAUCGUUCAACACAGACUCGUUCACUCCAUGAAAAUCGACCUUUACCAAGUAAAUUACUAGUAAAAUUUCGUCGAGCGGGUCAUUUAAUUAUAUUCGCAAUUUAUUGGUGUAAUUUCGCCGGGAAAAAAAAUCAGUUACGUUCAAUGGUCUAUCAAUCUUAUUUGCAAACUGCUGGUACAACAGAAAAGUACAUGUUUGAUAAGUCAAACUUCAAAAUUCAAUCUCACGAAAUUUUACCUGCAGUACAAGAUUUUUUUAAACAAUCAACAGGUGCACGUGACAUUGAAAAUGCUGAAGAGAUUCGAAGAACUUUAGCUGAUAUUAAACCAUUUACACGAUUACCAAAAGAAUUACAAGAUCAAUUAUUACAGUUGGCAUGGUAUGAAUGUUAUCCUGAACAACGUACAAUUGUUCGACAAGGUGAACGAGCGGCUAAUUUUUAUAUAAUUUUAUCCGGUUCAGCUAUUCCAACAUAUAAGAGAGCAACGGAUGGUAAUAUUGAAACAUUGGAUGUCUUAAAACGAGGAUGCACAUUUGGAGAAAAAGGUUUAAUGAUGGAUUCAACACAAAAUUUUACUGUGGUAUCAAAAACAAAAAUUGAAUUAUUAGUUAUAUGGAAAGAUGAUUUUAAAUCAAUCUUUAUGAGUAAUAAUCGACAUUGCAGUAAAGAUAAUCUAGAAUUUCUGAAAAAUCAUGUACCAUUUUUACAUGGUUUUCCUGUAGAACAUUUAAGUGAAGUUCCAAAUGCAAUUCAACAUUGUCAUUUUAGACAAUCAGAAGUAAUUGCCAAAGAUAGUCGACGUAUGAAGCAUUUAUUUAUUGUUAAAAAAGGUUCACUUGAUGUAUGGAAACGUCUCGAUCCAAAUGAUUAUCAUCGAAAAAUCAUAAGAAAGGAUUCUGUUCAAACAGAUCAUGAAAAAAGCUUGUCAAUGGAUGAUGAUCAUGAUGAAGCAACAGGAGAUAAUCGUACAUUAUUUUCAGAAAUUCAACUUAGUGGUGAUAUUAACGAAUCUAUGGAGAAUGCCAAUGCACUCGAUGCUGAUUUUCGUUUAAGUCGUUUACGUCGUUCAUCAAUUGAAGAUCAACGUAUUUCAUCUGCAUUAUCAACAGCAUCUCGAAUUGUUGUUAAUGAUAUUAAAAAAUUUCCUGGUCUAGUUGAUAAACGUGAUCGAUUACUUUUAAUUGAUUAUGAUAAAUUAUCAGUAAAUAGUAAUAUAACAAAGUCAACAUCAACAAAUCUAUCUACAAAACCGAAACGAUCAUUAGUCAAAGUAUCUCCAAAACCUAAAUUAAUCAGUCCCAAUUCAAUGAUUUAUGUACAUGUUAAGACAUUAAAUGAAGGUCAACAUUUUGGUUUAGCAGAUAUGUUAUUUCCAAAUCAACCAAUAUUAACAUUAGUUAGUAAUGAAUGUGAAUGUCUUUUAUUAAAUAAGUCAUCAUUUAUACAUCUUGCAUCUGAUCAAUAUAAACAAAGUGUACGUCGAAGUGAAAUUCCAUUUCCAGGUGAUGCUGAUUUUUAUAAAACAUAUCAUAAUAAUGAAAUUUGGAAACGUUUUACAAAACAAGUAUAUAUUGAUGCAUUUGGCCGUAUGAUUCAACAGCAUCCACAACAUAUAAAACGUUCAACUAAUAUUAAUGAACGAAAACAUCAUCAUCAACAGCAGCAAAAUACGAUUCUUAUCGGUGCCGCUUAA
Molecule: messenger RNA, 1995 nt
Organism: Rotaria sp. Silwood1
Lineage: Eukaryota; Metazoa; Rotifera; Eurotatoria; Philodinida; Philodinidae
Source: the annotation of a GenBank genome assembly